CCCGCUCUCUCUCUUUCCCCAGCCACCGCCAAAAUAGUGAAGCGCCACAGCCACCAUAUGGUCCAUAUCCUACCACUGCCUCCGUCUCCAUCACGCACCGCCACCGUGAAGGGCCACAACCACGGAAGCUCGGCUUCCUCUGCGAUCUCCGGCCACUGUCUCUUCGUUUUCUCUGCUCUCUCCGUCUAGAUGGAUCGCACCCUUGCUGAUGAACUCUAUGCAGAUACCUUAGAAGUCUCCAAUGGAGGAUCGGGUCCCAUGGCUAGUGCUGGCCAUAUAUUGGUUGAUUCACAUGAUCACAAGUUGGAUCAUUCAUUGCAUGAUGAUGACUCUUUGUGGGGCAGUUCUCCUGAAGAACAGAAUAAUCUAUUGGAUUUGGACAGGGAGUGGCAACGAAGGCAUGACCAAUUCCAUACGAUUGGAUAUCGUGAUGGCCUCACAGCGGGAAAAGAAGCUUCUGCACAGGAGGGUUUCAACAUUGGCUUUAAGGAAUCAGUAGUUGCUGGAUACAACUGGGGCCUUGUUAGGGGUAUUACCAGUGUAUUUACUUCCCUACCUGAUGGAUUGAGAAAGAGAUUGAUGGAGGCACAAGACGAUAGAGACAAGAUGCAGUCCUUGCAUGAAUCCGUACUCGCUCUCUCGACCGCUGAUUCACUUAAGUUGUUUCACGAUGAAGAUGUAUCGAUGAAAAGAUCAGCAGAAGAGACUGUAGGUGCUGAGGUCAAUCCCCACAUGGCAGGUUCGCAAAGCCAAAGUUCCAGCACUCUGAACAGUUACUUUGGGGAGCUUAAAUCGCUUAUUCUCAAGCAUCCUGCAAUACAAGUGAAUUUGGAAGUAGAUCAAUAGUUGAACAUGGGAAUUAUUCUUUUCACACACUUCAUGUUAUAUAUAAAGUCGAGGAAUGUAUUUAAAACAAGCUCCCAUUUCAAGAUCCUCUUCAUAUUUAUUUAUAAUUUUUUUCAGUGAUCU
Messenger RNA from Diospyros lotus (date-plum), 969 nucleotides. Its product is annotated as protein YAE1-like. Lineage: Eukaryota; Viridiplantae; Streptophyta; Magnoliopsida; Ericales; Ebenaceae. The coding region runs from base 190 to 846 and encodes 218 amino acids. The transcript has 5 exons. The record is from RefSeq and is a predicted model, not a curated record.